CCGGAGUGGCUUCCCCGGCUGGCACCUGGACUUAGGCUAUUUCCGCGCACGUAAAAGCAGAAUAUUGGAACGGUUGCACAGAACUUCCAAAUAAUUUUUACCGCCACGCAAGAUUUAGCCCUGAGGUCUUAAUCUCAGGAUUUGGGACAGUAAAAGCUGUCGUCCCUCCCCCUCGUCCAGCCGGUGGCAAGCGGGUACUGCGGGCGGUUCCGUCCGUCCCCUUUCGCAGAAAUGGCAACAAAUGACCACCAGCAUUAGCUGAGCCAGGGGACGUGGGAGGGUUGAUUGCCUAAACGACUCUGCAUCGCCGCCUCUUUUUGAAACUAAGAGAAAAUGGUGGGAGAUCAAAAGAAAACUAAAUAAACACACAGGCAACUUGUCCUGGGACCUCAACUAAGCAAAUGAAGCCUUAUUGUGUGUGCUGAGCCUGCAGUUCCCAACCUUCCGGGGAAGAUGGGAGGACAGGGCGACAAACGGCACAGUAGGCUUGCCUGGCAGUAAGUGUGACCGCAGCUAUCUAGGCGGAAGAGCAGAGGACUGAAACCACCCUCCAGCAAGCGAGUGUCCGCCGCGUUGAGAACCUCGCACCCUACCCAUCGGCCACGUGACCAGUCCUUUUUAAAAAAAAAUUUCUUUGCCUUAAAAAAAAAAAAAAAAAAAAAGGUGGGGGAGAGACUCCACUUCCCAGAAGCCUCUCGUUACUCACGCAGCCGCAGUCUUGCGCAGGCGCUGCCAAGGCCAAACGGACACAUCCGUCACGUGGCCAGUAGCUGGCCAAUCCGGUUUGAAUCUCAUUUUUUUCCUCUUACCCCCCCCUUCUGGAGCGGUUGUGCGAUCAGAUCGAUCUAAGAUGGCGACUGUCGAACCGGAAACCACCCCUACUCCUAAUCCCCCGACUACAGAAGAGGAGAAAACUGAAUCUAAUCAGGAGGUUGCUAACCCAGAACACUAUAUUAAACAUCCCCUACAGAACAGAUGGGCACUCUGGUUUUUUAAAAAUGAUAAAAGCAAAACUUGGCAAGCAAACCUGCGGCUGAUCUCUAAGUUUGAUACUGUUGAAGACUUUUGGGCUCUGUACAACCAUAUCCAGUUGUCUAGUAAUUUAAUGCCUGGCUGUGACUACUCACUUUUUAAGGAUGGUAUUGAGCCUAUGUGGGAAGAUGAGAAAAACAAACGGGGAGGACGAUGGCUAAUUACAUUGAACAAACAGCAGAGACGAAGUGACCUCGAUCGCUUUUGGCUAGAGACAAGAUGGGAUCUUGCUAUGUUGCCCAGGUUGGUCUCAAACUUCUGGCCCCAAGUGAUCCUCCCACUUCAGCCUCCCAAAGUGCUGGAAUUACAGCUUCUGUGCCUUAUUGGAGAAUCUUUUGAUGACUACAGUGAUGAUGUAUGUGGCGCUGUUGUUAAUGUUAGAGCUAAAGGUGAUAAGAUAGCAAUAUGGACUACUGAAUGUGAAAACAGAGAAGCUGUUACACAUAUAGGGAGGGUAUACAAGGAAAGGUUAGGACUUCCUCCAAAGAUAGUGAUUGGUUAUCAGUCCCACGCAGACACAGCUACUAAGAGCGGCUCCACCACUAAAAAUAGGUUUGUUGUUUAAGAAGACACCUUCUGAGUAUUCUCAUAGGAGACUGCGUCAAGCAAUCGAGAUUUGGGAGCUGAACCAAAGCCUCUUCAAAAAGCAGAGUGGACUGCAUUUAAAUUUGAUUUCCAUCUAAAUGUUUCUAAGAUAUAAGAGAAGUCUCAUUCGCCUUUGUCUUGUACUUCUGUGUUCAUUUUUUUUUUUUUUUCUUUUUGGCUAGAGUUUCCACUAUCCCAAUCAAAGAAUUACAGUACACAUCCCCAGAAUCCAUAAAUGUGUUCCUGGCCCACUCUGUAAUAGUUCAGUAGAAUUACCAUUAAUUACAUACAGAUUUUACCCAUUCACAAUAGUCAAAAAACAACUUGGCAUUUCUAUACUUUACAGGAAAAAAAAUUCUGUUGUUCCAUUGUAUGCAGGAGCAUAUUUUGCUGGUUUGAAAGAUUAUGAUGCAUACAGUUUUCUAGCAAUUUUCUUUGUUUCUUUUUACAGCAUUGUCUUUGCUGUACUCUUGCUGAUGGCUGCUAGAUUUUAAUUUAUUUGUUUCCCUACUUGAUAUUAGUGAUUUCUGAUUUCAGUUUUUCAUUUGUUUUGCUUUUGUUUUUUUCCUCAUGUAACAUUGGUGAAGGAUCCAGGAAUAUGACACAAAGGUGGAAUAAACAUUAAUUUUGUGCAUUCUUUGGUAAUUUUUUUUGUUUUCUGUAACUACAAAGCUUUGCUACAAAUUUAUGCAUUUCAUUCAAAUCAGUGAUCUGUUUGUGUGAUUUCCUAAACAUAAUUGUGGAUUAUAAAAAAUGUAACAUCAUAAUUACAUUCCUAACUAGAAUUAGUAUGUCUGUUUUUAUAUCUUUAUGCUGUAUUUUAACACUUUGUAUUACUUAGGUUAUUUUGCUUUGGUUAAAAGUGGCUCAAGUAGAAAAGCAGUCCCAUUCAUAUUAAGACAGUGUACAAAACUGUAAAUAAAAUGUGUACAGUGAAUUGUCUUUUAGACAACUAGAUUUGUCCUUUUAUUUCUCCAUCUUUAUAGAAGGAAUUUGUACUUCUUAUUGCAAGGCAGUCUCUAUAUUAUGUCUUCUUUUGUGGUGUCUUCUAUGUGAACAGCAUAAGUUUGGAGCACUAGUUUGAUUAUUAUGUUUAUUACAAUUUUUAAUAAAUUGAGUAGGUAGUAUCAUAUAUAUAGAAUUAAA
Messenger RNA from Symphalangus syndactylus (siamang), 2763 nucleotides. It is a transcript of the gene EIF4E, whose product is annotated as eukaryotic translation initiation factor 4E. Gene Ontology annotation, biological process: tubulin complex assembly; post-chaperonin tubulin folding pathway; translational initiation. Gene Ontology annotation, molecular function: RNA 7-methylguanosine cap binding; beta-tubulin binding; translation initiation factor activity. Lineage: Eukaryota; Metazoa; Chordata; Mammalia; Primates; Hylobatidae. The record is from RefSeq and is a predicted model, not a curated record. Gene Ontology annotation, cellular component: eukaryotic translation initiation factor 4F complex; cytoplasm.